Aspergillus puulaauensis is the source of this 1128-nucleotide messenger RNA. RefSeq lists its product as uncharacterized. The record is from RefSeq and is a predicted model, not a curated record. The transcript has 3 exons. The coding region runs from base 1 to 1128 and encodes 375 amino acids. Lineage: Eukaryota; Fungi; Ascomycota; Eurotiomycetes; Eurotiales; Aspergillaceae.
AUGGUGAAUAUCCUGACUGAGGCUGGCGCGGUUAUCUACGUAAAGACUCACCUGCCCCAAACAAUGAUGGCUGCCGACUCCCAUACAAAUGUUUUUGGCCGGACUCGCAACCCGUACGGACGCAACUUGACAGCCGGGGGUAGCUGCGGUGGCGAGGGUGCCCUGAUAGCAAUGCGUGGGUCUAUCCUGGGCGCCGGAACUGAUGUUGCGGGCUCGCUCCGCAUUCCGUCGCUGUGCUGCGGUAUUCAGGGAUUCAAGCCCUCUGUUGGGAGACUCCCCUUUGCCGGUCAAACACCACCUGGGCGGAUUGGCCUUGCGGGAGGCAUCGCAGUCGCAACUGGGCCUCUUUGCACCUCUGCGCGCGAUGCAGAGUUGUUCUUCAAAACGGUCGUCUCAUCCCAUCCGGAGAAUCUGGACGACAAUUCUCUUGGGUUCCCGUACAUUGAGCCACCGAAGCUAGAAUCGCCACUCACUAUCGGAGUCUUACCAGAGGAUCCCGCUUUUCCACUCCAUCCUUGUAUGCAGCGGACUAUAGACACCGCGACUCGCAAGCUUGCCACGUCUGGCCAUCGAAUUGUAAAUCUCUCCUUAGAUGAGAUUCCGUCUUUGGCAGAUGCUUGCGACCUAGCUUUCCGCUUCUUCAAUAUGGAUCCGGACCGCACGCCGUUGCGCAAUGUGGCCAACGGGGGUGAACCGUACAUUCCAUCGCUCAGUAUGAUAUACAAUCUUGAAAACACCGGUCCCGAGCCCACCUUGCGCCAGCUAUAUGAUUUUAAUAUCGCCAAGGCACAAGUUGCAGCGAAGAUGCGGCAGGCCUGGUUGAAAAGCGGCGUUGACGUGGUUUUGGGCCCUGGCUACCAAAGCUGCGCGCCUCUCAACGAUACAUACGGCAAUACUAUCUACACAGUUAUCUGGAAUAUGGUGGAUUACCCUGCUUGUGUAAUCCCAUUCAGAUACGCAAAUCAAGCUGCUGAUGCCGAGUUCGUGCGCGACGUGGCGUAUACUCCUGAGUACAACCCCGAGGAGGUAGAAGGAGCACCCUGCCAUGUGCAGUUAGUUGGCAGGCGGCUGAAGGAUGAAGUCUUCCUCCAACAUGCGAAAGUGGUCGAGAAGGUGCUGGGCGAGUAG